UGUACUAUGUCCGCAGUCUCUGGUCAUCUCCUGUACUAUGUCUGCAGUCUCUGGUCAUCUCCUGUACUGUGUCCGCAGUCUCUGUCUCUGGUCAUCUCCUGUAGUAUGUCUGCAGUCUCUGGUCAUCUCCUGUAGUAUAUCCGCAGUCUCUGGUCAUCUCCUGUAGUAUAUCUGCAGUCUCUGGUCAUCUCCUGUACUAUGUCUGCAGUCUCUGGCCAUCUCCUGUACUAUGUCUGCAGUCUCUGGUCAUCUCCUGUACUAUGUCCACAGUCUCUGGUCAUCUCCUGUAGUAUGUCCGCAGUCUCUGGUCAU
Messenger RNA from Staurois parvus, 312 nucleotides. NCBI's taxonomy places the organism in Eukaryota, Metazoa, Chordata, Amphibia, Anura, Ranidae. The record is from the annotation of a GenBank genome assembly.